Rangifer tarandus platyrhynchus (Svalbard reindeer) is the source of this 591-nucleotide messenger RNA. The record is from the annotation of a GenBank genome assembly. NCBI's taxonomy places the organism in Eukaryota, Metazoa, Chordata, Mammalia, Artiodactyla, Cervidae.
AUGCUACUGCGCACCCCUCUGCGGUCACAGCGGUGCAUCUCCUGCUACAGGGAAGGAGCGAGGGCCCACCAGCCCCAACACCGGAGCUUCACCGCGAUGCAGAGACCAGAACGUGGAGAGGAAAAGGGAACCGCACACCGACCUGCCGGGCAGCAGGCAGGAAGGCCCUGGGUCAGGGAGCCCCAGGCCUGGCCGCCGCGAGGGGCCCCACCCUCAGGAGCACCGCCAAGGCCACUCGCCAGGGGCCAGAGGGGCUGGGGGGCCGGCGCCCGCGCCCACUCUCCUCUUCGUGGUGAGUCAGAGGGGCUUCUGCCCCCCUGCCCCGAAGGGAGGGGCCUAACAGACGCGCCCACGGGUGAGGCUCGCCCGCGGCUCCUCCAGGGCCCGUGUGCUGAGGCUCGGGGCGCGCAGGGCAGGCAGCAACCAGCGGGCCGCGCCUCCACCGCGGGGGAAGGGUCUCCCUUCGCCAUGGGACGAGAGCAGACAGACCCAGCGCCUCACCGCCACCCGAGCCCACCUGGGGGCGGGGGCACGGGCCCUGCUCCCGCCCUGUGGACGGGGGCUCCGGGCUUGGGUGGGGCUUCUCCGUGA